GCUGUUUCGUACCGAAUUCAUUUGAAACAAAUGAAGACUGUGACGAAAAAUAAAAAGAAUCACAAUGAACUGUGCUUAAGUAAAAAAAUGGAAGUCAUAGAAUAUCUUAAAAAUCAUUCCCAAAGACAAUGUUCUGCACAAUUCCAUAUAGCAAAAGGAACAGUAAGCAAUAUAUUUAGAAAGAGAGAUACUAUUUUGAAGCGGUAUGAAGGCGAGUCUGCACCAAAUAAAAGAAAACGCAUCCUCAAAUCUUAUGAAAGCGAAAUAAAUGAAUAUACAUGGGAAUUUUUUCAAAGGGCAAGAGUUAGUGAGCUAAAGAUAUCAGGACCUAUAUUACAAAAUGCUGCAGUUCAAUUUGCGAAACAUUUAAAACAAGAUAAUUUCAAUGCUUCAAAUGGUUGGCUUGAAUCAUUUAAACAUAGGCAUAAGAUAAAUUUUUCAAACAUGAAUUUAGAAUCUGCAUCAACAGAAGUUAGAGGUGCAGAGCUUAAGUUAAAAAUUCCUGAAAUUUUACAAGAACAAGGAUAUUCUAGCAGAGAUGUAUUUAAUGUAGAUGAAACUACUUUAUUUUAUAGAGCACUUCCAAAAGCAUCAUCAAUAGAAAAAUAUCAACAAGCUGGUCAAAAUGAUUCUAAUGAGCGAUUAACUAUAUUAUUAGCUGUAAAUAUGAAUGGAGAAGUCUUAAAACCAUUAGUUAUUGGAAAAUGUUUUAAACCAAAAUGUUUUGGUAAUGUAGAUAGUAAUGAUCUGCCUGUUACAUGGAAAGCAAACAAUAAGGCACAGAUGGUAUAUUCCAUUUUUGAAGAGUGGUUAAAUAAUUUAAAUGAUACUCUUAUAAAUGACAACAGAAAUAUAAUAAUAUUUCUAAAUGAUUUAUUUAAUUAUACCAACAAUGAACUAUCAAAUAUUAAAUUAGUCUUUAUACCACCUACUAGCUCUUCUUUUAUGCAACCAUUGGAUCAAGGUAUAAUACAAAAUUUUAAAGUUUUAUACAGAAGUUCAUUUAUCAAACGGGUAAUUAGUGAUAUGGAAUUAGAUACGAAACAUGACAUAGAUUUAAUGGAUGCUAUAUAUUGGGUUUCAAAGGCUGCAAAAGAUAUUAAUCCUACAAUAAUCAAAAAAUGUUUUUAUAAAUCUGGAUUUUUGGAUGAUAUUGAAUCUCAAGAAUUAAUGGAUAUUGAUACCGAUUAUUUAAAUUCAUCUAUUAUUAAUUCGGAUGUAUUGGGCCAUUAUUUUGUAAAUUUUGAAAACAAUUUUAGAGUUGUUCAUCAUUACAAAAAUAUAGAAGAUAUUAUAAAUGACUUAAUUAAAGAAUUUAGAACUGUAAAAAAUGAUAAAUUUAAGAAGCCAGAUGAUGAUAAUGAUGGUGAUAAUUAUGAUCUUAUAAAUUAUGUAGAAGCAAAUGAAAUUAUCAAAAAAUUGAAAGUAUUUCUUAUGGAAAAGGAAUUAAAUUCAAUAAAUGAGAUUUAUACUAUUGAAGAUAUUGUUAUAGCUGGAUCCUUAAAACAUCUCACCAAAAGAACUAGAUUAAAGCAUCUUUUGAAAUCUUAAUAUUUUUUAGUUUUAAUUUUCAUUAUAUUGUAAAUCAUUUUUUUUUAAAUGUAUUUAUUGUUUUUAAGCAAUUUUUUUAUUAUAUUUAAAAAACAAAUUAUUGCUUAUAUCAAGUAUAAUAUUUAUUUGUAGAAUAAAUUAUAUUAAACAAUG
Gordionus sp. m RMFG-2023 is the source of this 1704-nucleotide messenger RNA. Its product is annotated as tigger transposable element-derived protein 4-like. Lineage: Eukaryota; Metazoa; Nematomorpha; Gordioida; Chordodea; Parachordodidae. The transcript has 3 exons. The record is from RefSeq and is a predicted model, not a curated record. Gene Ontology annotation, cellular component: nucleus. Gene Ontology annotation, molecular function: DNA binding. Bases 31 to 1551 code for a protein of 506 amino acids.